UUGAGAGGCGCUUAUUCGGCCUGACUUCUUUGAGAACAAGGGCUGUAUUUACAGCGUUAGACCGGGAAAGCUUGCAGAGCAUUUUGCUCUGACAUGUAUUGAUAUAUUUGGUUGUGCUGGGUUUGUAUGCACUUUCACUGGGCACUGGCCUUUGAAACUGGCUUCUGAUACAUUUGGAGGGAGGACCAUGAAGGACAGCCGCCAGGGACUGCCCUGGAAGCCGCGGGCUCUGCUCUUUGGGACGUGCUUGUUGACGGUUCUGAACUCCGCCGGCCUGCUCUUCCUGUUCGCCCGGCACACGCAGCUGACCACCCGCCUCGCUGAGCUGGACACUCGGCUGGAGGAGCUGUCGAGGGCCUCGGUUGUGGAAUUCGUGUCCGAGGUGGCCCGCGCCCCGGGCCAGCGGGGGGAACGGUUUGAGUACUCCCGAAACAAGAGGAGCCACGAGCACCACCAUGAGAGUCACCAUGAGCGCCACCAUGACCAUCACCACACGCAGCAGCUCCACCGGGCUGAGGAGCAGGACGGGAUGAUGAUGAUGAUGACCUACUCCAUGGUCCCGGCCAAAGUCUUAGUAGACCUCUGUAACAGCACAAAAGGAGCUUGUUUAACAGGACCUCCUGGACCUCCUGGCAUUGUAGGUCUGCCUGGCCUGGAUGGAAUGCCGGGGUACAAUGGAACCGAUGGUAUUCCGGGGCUAAAAGGGGAGGCAGGAGCAGAGGGCAAAAGAGGGAAAAGAGGCCCUCCCGGGGAGAAAGGAGAGCCGGGAGAAAAGGGAGAGAAAGGAGAUCCUGGGCCUCCAGGAGAAAAAGGAGAACCCUCCAAUGAUGUCAUUUUUGAAGGUCCACCAGGUCCAGUAGGUCCUCCAGGUGCUCCUGGUCCUGCUGGCCCCCCAGGCCCUCCUGGGCCCCCUGGACCCCCCAGGAACAGAAGCCACAGAGUGAACUUGCAGGAGGCACAGAGGGCUGUGGGGCUUUCCUACACCAUUCCAAACGAUGACACCUUGGCUGGAAAAGUUGCUGGACACACGAAAGAAAAACAUCUGAAGAAAAACGAGUGCAUCAUAAAAUCUAUACACAGCUCCAGAAAUGUCACCAAAAUGGAGACGACAUUUGGAACAUGGAUGCAAGAUGCAGCUCUAGAAAACGACGACCGCAUCUGGGUGGCUGAGCACUUCUCAGGUCGUGACGUGAAAGAAUACGAGGGCAUAGCAUCUUUCCAGAACAACGUGAGUGAAACCAUCGACGUCAGGAAAUUUUACCAGGGAUGCGGCCACAUUGUACACAACGGCUCCAUCUACUACCACGUGGCUGGGACUUUCAAGAUCGCCAAAUUUAACCUCCAAACCAAGAAGCUGUACACCCUGGCGAUCGACAAUGCCUUGUACCACAACCUGACAUACCUCCUCAACAACUCCAAGACCUACUUCAAACUGGCAGCGGACGAAAACGGACUGUGGCUAGUGUUUGCUUCGAGUGUGGAUGAAAACAUAAUGGUGGCUCACCUGGACGAGAAGACAUUCUCCGUCACGGCCUACAUCAACACCACCUACCCCAGAACAAAGGCUGGGAACGCCUUCGUAGCCUGUGGACUGCUUUACCUUACCGACACCAAAGACACAAAAGUCACCUACGCUUUCGACCUGCUGAAAGGAAAACCCGUCAGCGUGAGUUUCGAGCUGAGGCCAUCCAGUGGUGUACUGGCUAUGCUGUCCUACAGUCCAAAGAACCGACACUUGUACGCAUGGGACAGCAGCUAUGUAAAGAUAUACAACAUAAGGUUUUUAUCUGACGAAUAAGUCUGGUCAU
Megalops cyprinoides (Indo-Pacific tarpon) is the source of this 1808-nucleotide messenger RNA. It is a transcript of the gene gldn, whose product is annotated as gliomedin. The transcript has 10 exons. The record is from RefSeq and is a predicted model, not a curated record. NCBI's taxonomy places the organism in Eukaryota, Metazoa, Chordata, Actinopteri, Elopiformes, Megalopidae. The coding region runs from base 188 to 1798 and encodes 536 amino acids. Gene Ontology annotation, biological process: signal transduction. Gene Ontology annotation, cellular component: cell surface.